This is a messenger RNA of Aureobasidium vineae, 1080 nucleotides long. Lineage: Eukaryota; Fungi; Ascomycota; Dothideomycetes; Dothideales; Saccotheciaceae. The record is from the annotation of a GenBank genome assembly.
AUGACCAGUCUCGAAACACUGGUCCUCAAAGGCCCUGUGGGCGACGCAGAGUCAGGGCUGGAAGAGUUGCGCUAUACAGUCUUGUCAGAUGGCAUAGCUAGCAACAGCGAUGGCAUGGUGAGGAGGCCUGAUGUAAACAAAGGCUUUUUCGUAGCAACGCCUAACAUAUAUCCCAUUCUANNGUCCGAGCUGCGCAUCUACAUCUGGCUCAUCCUGCUCAACGUGCCUCCGCUCCGUACCGAUGCCUACCUCGAUCUUGUACGACAGGGUGCCUCGCCUGCCUAUACCAAGAUCCGCAACGACACGUUCCGCACCUUGACCACCGACCCUCUGUUCCGCCGUCGCGUCACCGAAAACAGCCUCACCCGCGUCCUCAAUGCCAUCGCCUGGAAACUGCAUGACGCCCACGAGGCCCGCGUCAACGGAUGGAUGUCACCUCCUACCCUGUCUGUACCCAGGAGCAUCGACGGUCAGUCAGACCUGGUCACAUCGCCCACCUCGCGACACCGCGCCUCUAUCACCGGCACCGAAGGCUCCGAGGCCGGAGACGGAGCUUCUCAUGUUGGUUAUGUCCAGGGCAUGAACGUCAUGGCUGCCCCCUUCUUGUAUGCCGCUCGCAGCGAGGCCGAGGCAUUCGCUGCCUUUGAUCGCUUCAUCACAGUGGAGUGCCCUGGCUAUGUAAGAGGCUCCAUGGAUGGUGUGCACAGAGGUUUGGCCUUGGUCGAUAAGAUUCUUGCCAUUGUAGACCCCAAACUAUCCGCCUACCUGGCAAGCAAAGGCAUGGAGGCCCGCAUCUAUGCUUUCGCCAGCGUCCUGACCAUGUGUGCCUGUACGCCGCCUCUACCUGAAGUUCUCCAGCUGUGGGACUUCUGCUUCGCCUACGGCCCGCACUUGAACUUGCUCUGCAUCGUCGCUCAGUUGGUUCUCAUCCGAGAUCAGCUUCUAACCAGUCCGAGCCCAAACCAAAUCCUGAGAUCGUUCCCGCCCCUUCAAGCAUCCAAGAUCAAGCCCAUGGCUAUCAGCUUUGUACGAAAACUCCCCGACGAUCUCUAUCAACAAGUUGUCGAUCAUGCCAAAUGA